AUGUUCGAGGCCCUCCGGUCCUCAGCUUUCUCUCCGCUCAUCCCCUACUUCCGCCUCUUCUCCUCCUCCCCCUCUCCCCUUCACUACCGCAACGGACCAACCCUCCAUAUAUUCGAGUCCCCCUCGGGCGUGCGUCAGGGGGACCCCUGCGGUCCCUUUCUUUAUACCCUCACCCAACACCUUGACAUUCUUCCCACCCAGAACCAGAUCCCGUCCAUAUUCAUCUCAUCUUACGCUGACGACACCUUCAUCGCCGGCCCUCCCUCAACAGUUACCACUGCCUUUGCUGCACUGACCGACCGCCUCCAUUCCUUAAGUCUCAUAUUCCAACCCUCGAAAUGCUCUAUCUGGUGCCCUCUGGACUGGCACCAGGACUGUGCAGCCCCUCCGGGUGUUCCCAUUGCUCCCAACGGCCUCAACGUUGCAGGGGUCCCGAUUGAUCCGGACGGCUACAUCAUUUCCACCGUACGGGAGAAGCUUGACUCAUUUGCAGCCACCCUUCCUCUCCUUCACCAGCUUCACGGCCCUCAGAGUGCCUCCCGCAUCCUCUCUCAGUGCGUCUCAGCCCGCCCUUCCUUCCUCCUCAGGACACUUUCGCCAUUCCCAAAGAUACACGACCUCUUCCGCUCUUGGGACUCUACCAUCUUGCACCAUUUCACCCAACUCUUUGGCCCUGGUUACUGGAUUCCAGACACGGAGCAUACCACCACGGCGCAGCUGCAAGCCUUCCUCCCUAUUUGCCUUGGGGGUUUCGGCCUUCGUUCCUCUGCCUCUGCAGCACCUCCCAUCUACCCCUGCAGUUGGGCUCAGUUGCUUUUAUUACUGUUCACACACUUCAUCACUGAUGGCUCGCCGCUUUUCCGCCCCUUUCUCUCCUCUGACACCAAUCACCGCCUGGACGAGUUUAUCUCAGCAGCAGCUGCCAUGCUGUCCAAGGAAGUUCAAGACCGCUUCCCUUCCUGGUCUCACCUUCUACCUGGCUACCCCCCCAAACUCUUCACACACCUCUCGCAGCAGCUCGAAGCUUCUUUGCUUGAGAAACUCACUGAAACCGAAUGGCGCAUUGCUGCUGCCAUCCGCCUCGGCCUCCCCAUUCCUCACCUCAGCUCCGCCGAGUCGUGCGCUUGUGGUCACUCCUUCUCGGACUCUUCCCUUCCUUCCCAUGCCCUCCGCUGCCCCAAGAACAACAAGCCUACCAAAGUGCACGACGCCGUCAAGCACGAACUGCACCGAAUCUCUUUGAAGCUCGGCCUUGUGGUGCAGUUAGAAGACCACCACCUCCUUCCUGGCCGCCGAUCUGACAUCAGCUGCAGGGACAUUCAGGCCGGCGCCACCUGGGAUUUGGACAUUUCAGUGGCUAAUCCACAGCACGGCUUCCCCCACUCCAAUGCUGCCACUGUCAUUGGUUCAGCCGCAGCUUCACCCGAAACCGAGAAGGCCACACUGUACGCAUCGUCCCUGCGGUCCCGACCUGACGUCAAGCUACUUUCUCUGGCCCUUGAGACUUUUGGGUGCUUUGGAAAGUCAUUCCAGGACUUCCUUAAGGAAUGCAGCCGCCGUGGAGCUUCUCGCCUUCGUGACAUGAGUGCCGACCUCAUUCCGCAAUUGUUCGAGACCAGCUUCUACAAUCAUAUUUCCCUCGUCCACCAGCGCGAGCAGGCCCGAACGAUCUGCAGGCGGGCACAGGUUCGGUUCACCGUCGGGACUAGCACCACCUCUUUGGAGGUUACCCCUCCGUCGGCAGCGGACUUGCGUACAUGGGGAACGAUUACUGAAUGA
Closterium sp. Naga37s-1 is the source of this 1779-nucleotide messenger RNA. Lineage: Eukaryota; Viridiplantae; Streptophyta; Zygnematophyceae; Desmidiales; Closteriaceae. The record is from the annotation of a GenBank genome assembly.